This is a messenger RNA of Marasmius oreades (fairy-ring Marasmius), 818 nucleotides long. RefSeq names its product Translation initiation factor 1A (gene TIF11). The coding region runs from base 149 to 580 and encodes 143 amino acids. Gene Ontology annotation, molecular function: RNA binding; translation initiation factor activity. The transcript is spliced from 4 exons. The record is from RefSeq and is a predicted model, not a curated record. Gene Ontology annotation, biological process: translational initiation. Gene Ontology annotation, cellular component: cytoplasm. Lineage: Eukaryota; Fungi; Basidiomycota; Agaricomycetes; Agaricales; Marasmiaceae.
UAGACACUGCCACAGUAAUAUUCGUCAAGGCCAUCGCUCUCAACGAUGCGAUGCUCAUUCACCCACCACCAGCGGGCUACUCUUUCUCUGCUAUCGUCUUAAUAGCUUAGAGAAAGGCAGAGUUCUAUCUCAUUUUAAUCUCUGUAGCAUGCCCAAGGUGAGCAUCAAGGGUGGUAAAAAUCGCCGUCGCGGAAAGAACGAAAACGACAGUGAUAAACGUGAACUAGUUUUCCGGGAAGACGGUCAGGAAUACGCUCAAGUGACGAAGAUGCUUGGAAACGGGCGGCUGGAAGCUCAGUGCUUUGAUGGAGAAAAGCGGUUGGCACAUAUAAGAGGGAAGAUGAGGAAAAAGGUUUGGAUAAACCAGGGAGAUAUAAUACUUUUAUCCCUUCGAGAUUUUCAAGACGACAAGGCGGAUGUUAUUGUAAAAUACACUGCCGACGAGGCCCGGAAUUUGAAAGCAUAUGGUGAACUCCCGGAGAACGCCAAGAUCAACGAAACUGAUACUUUUGGCGAAGAAGAAGGAGAAUGUACAUUCGAGUUUGGCGAUGAGGGUGACGUUGAUAUUGAUGACAUCUAGAUUUAUUUUGUAUGUUGUGUUUUUCGAUCCAUGUUCUCUACCCAACCUACACGUUCACUGGCCUUACUCGCUACAGUCUUUCCGCACGUUUUACUGUUUUUAUGACUCGUAGAUCUAUCAUCUCGGCAAUCCGGCGUGCUGUGCAUGAACGAUGAUUGAUGGCCCUCUAUGUUCCUGUUCCAUGUGGCCAUUCCGGUCUAUUUUCUCUUUGUGCGAAAAUACGACGAACGUUCGUCCC